AUGGUGGGAAUUGCCGCAGGUCGCUCUCUGGAGGGACAAAAUGCCGCCAGGCUGGCCAUGACAUGGAAAGAUCGACAACGCACACGGGUUCCUGUGGUUGAUCUCGACGACAACCCUUUCUGCGUUGAAAGGCGGACGAACGAAGAAUGGCACAUGAUGCAACUCAACAAGAAACCUUUCCGAGAAUUUUCCCGGAAAAAAAGGAACUUGCUGGCCUGGUCUAUUCGCGCCGCCUCCGCCUCCGACGCGGCAGCUCAAUCAACCGCGAACAAGACCCACAUGCCUACACGGCGUUUGAGCACGACGGUUCGUUCCGACUUGGACGGUACCGACAUAGGCGAAUUUUUCAACAUGGAGCGAGGGAUGUCAGGUCGCGUCCUGCACCCCACUGACCGUGUGGAGGUAGACGUCGACACACUGCCGACCCUGGAGCCGUACCGGCGAGAGGUGGUUGCGCAGCAGCCGAUUACCUUUGGUCACAGGCCGUUAUCUGCGUCGCGAAUGUUCAACCCGUGCACAAUGGCAACGUCGUGUGGAAUCCCAAGCGAUGGCCACCACCCCAGUACCGGAGGUAUUCGCGGAAGGAAAAAGGGCGGUGGUGGACAUAAAGGCGGGUCAAGCCGUAAGCGAGGCCGAAAUAGCAAGCCUCGCCGAACGACCGGUCUCAGUGCACCAAUGCUCAAAGCGCUCUUGAGGGGAGACACUCCGACAGGAGAGGGGGGGGCUGCGUUAGUGACAGCAUCUCAGCAUCAGCAGGAGCUGUUUGAGCCGAAUGGAAACAUCGUGUCUAGAGACUCGGCUCCUAAGCCAAACUACUUGGUGCUUGACGGGCAAGAGGAUUUAACCGACUCUUCCGUAAAUAGCGAAAAAUUAGACGAAAGCAAAUGGCGAUCCGUUGACGACCUUGGAAGAGGAGAGGCGCUCGGAGAACUAGAAUCGUGGCUGCAGACUUCGAGUCAUAGUGGGCUGGGACAUGGCCGGCGUAGGCUAGGUAACACGAAGGAGGGGCAGGAGCUGCACCGAAUAUUCUCUUCUGAGCGCCCUCCUUGGGACGGAGCACCGGCACCGUUGCCUGCUCCCCAACAUACGAGACGAGCUAUCAGCUCGCUCUUGAUGCCAGAUCCAGACGAAAGGCUGCGGGACAAGCUAAUAAAGUCCAGGAAGGCCGCCGCGGGUGUGCCGGUCACCGCCUCCAGCACCAAGGACGAGAGAGAACGAGAGCUGAGGCCCUUCAACCCAACACCCAUUGGACGGUGGGAGGUGUGCCCCGCCACCCCUCGCGCGGUGAUCGCCCGACAAGAGAUCAGAAGACUCUCGGAAUUGCGGGAGGAGCGGGAUCGCGCCAUGGCCAAGAAAGUGCGGCAAGCUGAGUUGAGUGUGCUCUUCAAAAAGAUCGCCCCGUCGGAGAAACUUUACCGCAACACGCUUCAAAUAGCCCAAGAGAGGUUCCGACACCAGGGUACUGCAGCGAUCUAG
Messenger RNA from Ectocarpus sp. CCAP 1310/34, 1476 nucleotides. The record is from the annotation of a GenBank genome assembly. Lineage: Eukaryota; Phaeophyceae; Ectocarpales; Ectocarpaceae.